This is a messenger RNA of Caenorhabditis elegans, 574 nucleotides long. It is a transcript of the gene C25D7.16, whose product is annotated as 40S ribosomal protein S20. Bases 145 to 501 code for a protein of 118 amino acids. The transcript has 2 exons. Lineage: Eukaryota; Metazoa; Nematoda; Chromadorea; Rhabditida; Rhabditidae. The record is from RefSeq and is marked reviewed.
AAAUUAAUUCGAAAAUAAUUAAUUUCUCAUAUUUAUUAAGCGGGUUUCUAUAUUUUUUUGUUCACGCUGAAAAACAUUUCAAAAUAAAAAAAGCUAAUAAAUCGUUCCAAAAAAAUGUAUUUCCUAUAUCUUCGAAUCUAAAAAAUGACGUCUUCUUCCGUUCAACAAUCGAUUGAAAUUCGUGUUAAUUGGAAUGAAAUUCCAACAAUUGAGCAAAAAAUUUUGGAGGCGCUGAAAGGAAUAAAAACUCGAAAUAUCCGAGAGACGAAUGUAGUUUUGUUCAAGAAAAAUGAGGAAAUUCAUGUGAGAAUCGAAUUGAAGCCAAUGGAAUUCCCUGACACAAAUCGUUGCAAAGCGGUUCAAGCGAACACCAUUCCGUUGGUUGGUGACCAUCGACUCGGAUGUACCGGAAUUCAGUAUCGACAGGAGAAGGCAGCGAAACGUGGAAAGAAGGCUCGCAUGUCGACCGGCGUUCAGACAGUCUCCACAAAGAAUCAAUGACCAAGAGUACUUCUUUUAUCCGGUUACGCGAUUGAUAAAGAGAUAUAAUAGGGGGAGGAAUAAAGAGAAAAGA